AUGGAUCCCAAGGGGCUCCUCUCCGUGAAUGUCCUGCUGUUUUCCUCUCUGAUUUUUGAGCUGAGCUGCAGAACAGGUGAGGGCUUGACCAGUUCCACAAAGAUGAUUCUCGGGCAGCUGGGAAGCAGCGUGCUGUUGCCCCUGGCAUCUAAGGAGAUAAGCAGGAGCAUGAAUAAGAGCAUCCACAUCCUUGUCACAAUGGCAGAAUCACCCAAAGACACUGUCAAGAAGAAAAUAGUGUCCCUAGAUCUGCGGAAAGGUGACUCUCCACGUCCUCUGGAGGAUGGCUAUGAGUUUCAUCUGGAAAACCUGAGCCUGAGGAUCCUGAAGAGCAAAAAGGAGGAUGAAGGCUGGUACUUCAUGAGCCUGGAGGAAAAUGUUUCAGUCCAGCAGUUUAGCCUGCAGCUGAAGCUCUAUGAGCAGGUCUCCAUUCCUCAAAUUAAGGUGUUGAACUCCACCCAGGAAGAUGGGAACUGCAGUCUCAAGCUGGCGUGCAUGGUGGAGAAAGGGGAUCAUGUGACUUACAACUGGAGCGAGGAAGCAGGCACCCCCCUGCUGAGUCCCGCCAACAGCUCCCACCUCCUGUAUCUCACUCUUGGCCCUCAGCAUGCCAACAACGUCUACAUCUGCACUGUGAGCAACCCUAUCAGCAACAGCUCUCAGACCUUCAUCCCUUGGUCCAGUUGCAGCUCCAGUCCCCCAGAAUCAAGACAAUGGGGACUAUAUGCCGGGCUCUUCUUAGGGGGCAUCGUUGGCAUUAUCAUGAUUCUCCAAGUGGUGAUACUACUGUUGAGAAGAAGAGGUAAAACAGACAAUUACCAGCCAACAAUGGAAGCAAAAAGCCUUACUAUCUAUGCCCAAGUCCAGAAAUCAGGUUCUGUUCAGAAGAAACCUGACCCCCUGCCAGCACAGGAUCCCUGUACCACCAUCUACGUCGCUGCCACAGAGCCUGUCCCAGAGCCCGUCCAGGAAUCAGGCUCCUUCACAGUCUAUGCCAGUGUGACGCUUCCAGAGAGCUGA
Rangifer tarandus platyrhynchus (Svalbard reindeer) is the source of this 1020-nucleotide messenger RNA. The record is from the annotation of a GenBank genome assembly. Lineage: Eukaryota; Metazoa; Chordata; Mammalia; Artiodactyla; Cervidae.